AUGUCUCCACAAUUCCGCCCAUACGAUAUCUAUGGUCGAAUAUCGAAAAAAAUCGGGAGAGCUUUUCAACCUCAACGGCCGGACGACUCGAGGACCGGACGACAUCGGUUCACCACCCUCGUCAGUACCGAUUCAAUUGCACGCGUCACGACUUCAUACGUGCAUCCACAUACACACACCAUGCCGAUUGCACGGAUUGCACGGCUGCUGGCGCCGGCCUCUGUGCGCGCCGCGGCGGCUGCCUCCACCUCCUCUGCAACCACAUCGACACGCUCGGUCUCGUCCCUGACGACGGCCAUGUCGGCACUCCGCGUGCAAGCCAGCGCACCCAAAGUGCAGCAGCAGCAGCGCGUGUUCUCGCUCGUCGCCGGCUCGGCCACGCGGCCGACCACUGCUGCCACCUCCGCAUCCACCUGCCAACACAAGCACACCCCCGGCAACACCCACACCCACACGCACGUCGUCGGCCACGGCCGCCGGCAACAGGUGCGCGGCAUGAAGGUGCACAGCUCGGUGAAGAAGCGGUGCGAGCACUGCAAGGUGGUGCGGCGCAAGGGCGGCAAGCGGCAUAAUGGUUACAUGUACAUUGUCUGCUCGGCAAACCCGCGGCACAAGCAGAGACAAGGUUGA
Molecule: messenger RNA, 630 nt
Organism: Sporothrix schenckii 1099-18
Lineage: Eukaryota; Fungi; Ascomycota; Sordariomycetes; Ophiostomatales; Ophiostomataceae
Exons: 1
Coding region: 1-630 (209 amino acids)
Biological process (GO): translation
Cellular component (GO): ribosome
Molecular function (GO): structural constituent of ribosome
Source: RefSeq, a predicted model, not a curated record